UGAUGUUCCUUCAGUCCAUUUAAAUAUAAUACAUCUAAAAGCCAGAAUGCCAUAAGGUUCACAUAACACAGAUAAUGAUGCCAUUCUCAAUGUGGUGUCUGAUGUGUGUUGAUGUGCACACCUGGAGAAAAAAAAUAUAAAUCAAGAUGAAUUCAAACUAAAAUGAUGAACAAAUGCAGGAGAAAAACGAGUGCCAUUUUCCUAUUUUUGUAGGAUGUAUACAUAUCCACUGAGGAAAUGGGGAAAUACAAAGUUGUUCGACAAAUAAGAGAAAAGAUACAUAGCAUUUUUUAGUGAUGGUAUAUCAGCCGUGUCAUAGCUUGGACUGUGGCUGUACAAAGCUUGUUAGCCUCCUAACAUCCAGAAAGUUCCGGAACUAUUCUGAAGAUCAACUGCUUCUUUUUCAAGGGUGCCUAGCAAAGCCACUGUGGUAACGAGGUCCAACAGCAGCUCCCAAAUGCUAACAAGCUUCCGGUACGCCAUCAACUCAAAACGCUGGAAAUAAUAGAGCACCACAUGACCUUAAAGAAAGCCCUACAGUUUAAAGUGAAGCUACUACAUAGGGGUCAACAAGCUUCAUAGUUAUCUUGUUCAUUUGUCUUGUAUAGCUUCUGACUGCUGAUGCCUGCCACACGGUGGUAAGGACGUCGAUGUAUUGCAUGUUAUUUCUAAACCGUAUUCAAAAUUUCUCAGGUAAACACCGCACUCAUUGAUUUAGUUUUUUCCAUUAGAAUUCCAAAUUGAAGUAGUCUAACACAGACACAGUUCAGACUUUACUAUGUAGUAGUGUUAAUUAUCCACAAAAAUGAGAGUAACUCUCACUUGACUAAUAAGGUAUUUCUUAUGUGCACCAGUACAAACCAUAGAGAACGUUAGUAGUGAGAGUAAUAAUAAUAAUAAAUGUUAUUUGUAUUGCACUUUAUAUUUACUAGAAUCUCAAAGUGCUACAGAGAAGUAAAAAUAAAAACUAUGAGAAUAAAAGCAAUUACACCAAUUAAAAAUUAACAAUAAAAAGGGUUAAAAGGGAGAACCUAUAAAAGAAAAUUUAGCAAAAUGCUUUUUUAAAAAGAUACAUUUUGAGAGUACCGACCAAAGGCAUGGUAUGGUAUGAGCAUGGUUGAAAUAUCACCUCCCUCACCUCAUCUGUUGGGGGUUUUGCUACUAUGGAAUUGAUUAUGGGGUAGGCUUACCAUUAGUGACAAGGUCACACGUGGUUUGACCUUUAGAAAAUAAUAAUCCCAUUUUGGUAUCUGGUUUAUUAUGAAAAAAACAUUUAAUUCCAAUAAUAUUUACCCACCUGAAGCUGUUGCAGAAGAACAGAAACACAAUUAUAGCAACAUAGCCCUUUAGAGGACUUUGAGAGCAUGUAUAAAUACUUGCAUUAAAUCAUCUGUUUAGCCUAACUAAAUAGAUUAUCAUUUUUUUCUUGAAAUUGAAAUUCCCUCAUCAUGGAAUGUAUAUAUCAGGAUAAUUUAAAAAUAUAGCCAUCUUCAUUAAUCAUGGAGAGUUGAUCGAUAGUUCGAGGCCUUUAUUUGUCGGGCCUUUAUUCAAAAUAUUAAGGGAAAAACUUACUUUGUUAAAAGUUCUGCAUAGUUCAGACGAAAGGUCCUUUUCACAGAAAGCAUGAUUCUAAAGGAAAGACACACUUAUAUUCACAGAUUGUCCAGCAUGAUUCUAGCGUUUGUACAAAGUAUUGAGUGUUUGUUCAUACAUGUAGCGAUCUAGAUGUGCUACAUUAAGGUCAAGACGGCAAGCUUGCAAGUCUUUGAAAAUAUAGUUAUAAUUAGUUGUUCAAAUGGGACGUUUUAUAAGAUAAUUAGGCUACAUAGAUAGUUUGAAAUAAUUCACUUAAUUAUAUUAAUAAUAGCAAAAGGGUUAGUCAAAUAUUCAUGAAUGGAUUUUUUGCCAUUUCUAUUGUGUGUAUCGAGGAAAUAUCCAAGGAUAGUUUAGUCAGCUCUGUGUGUGUGUGUGUGUGUGUGUGUGUGUGUGUGUGUGUGUGUGUGUGUGUGUGUGUGUGUGUGUGUGUGUGUGUGUGUGUGUGUGUGUGUGUGUGUGUGUGUGUGUGCGUGCGUGUGUGUGUGUGUACACGUCAUCCUUUUAAUGAUCAUAACAUAACAUCCGCUGCACAACUAAAUCUCUGCAAUAAGCCGCUAACAAGCUAACAGACUAUGUCCACUAGUAGCUUCACUUACUACGUCACAAGCUGCUUCAGCCGUACAUGUUGCACUUGAUCUGUUUUGAUGGUGUGUGUGUGUGUGUGUGUGUGUGUGUGUGUGUGUGUGUGUGUGUGUGUGUGUGUGUGUGUGUGUGUGUGUGUGUGUGUGUGUGUGUGUGUGUGUGUGUGUGUGUAAAGGCAUUGGGGGUUAGACUUGCUCAUAAAGGUGUGCAGACCAAAGGUAACUGACGGAAAGAGGCUGAGCGGAGCGCUCACCAUAACCUGAGAAUCUAUGUUACAAAACUGGUCAACGUUGAACUCUGAAGGUUAAUAUUCAGAAGCAGCUUCCUAGGAUCGUAUAUCUGCAGCAGAUCCAUUCAACCGGCUGAUCCAUAGGUCAGCAGAUAUAUCAGCUGAUAAAGCAGGUAAGCAACAUGCUUUUGGUCGCCUUUCUGCAUUGAGUGAAGGUGGCUGUGGUUCUGUUGGUGGUGCGGUGGAUUUUCACUUGGAAAGAUGCUUUUGCUGCUCUGACAUUAACCAUAAUAUUUGGGUUUGCAUUAUGUAAUUAUUUAUCAAGACAAGGCACGAUAAUAAAGAGAAAAAAAUAAGUUUGUAUAAAAUAGUACGGUGACUUUUAAGAACAAACUAAGGUAGGUAUGUAGGAUGGAGUAUAGCGCUCUAUCCUAUGAAGGACAUUGUUGGGGCAAAAAAAGUUAUGUAACACAACCGUAUUGCAACACAUAAAAAGGGUUAUAAGCUUCUUUCCACUACUCUUUAUUACAAACUGCACAACCUUUUGUGCUGCCACUAUUCUGAGCAGCUAAGCGAGCUUCUUGCUACUGGCUACACAAUCCGGCACGCUGCUUACCAUCUGAAUCCUCUGUCUUUCUUUCUUCCUUUGUGAUGAUGAAUCCUCUGGUUCUCGGUGCUUUAAGGAUGUCUCAGCUGCCCAUGUUUUCCCGAUCUUCCUUGCUUCUGCUUUGCAUCCUGGCUACCACUCUGCUGACCUCGGGGUACCCUCGACCUCUUCUACAGCUCAGCAGUCCAGACAAUUCAGAUGAGGUGACAGAAGAUGACUAUGAUGUCCACCUUCCCUAUUUCUCACUUCACAACUGGGGAAUUGAGCUGACGUCAGCACCUGGCCUCAUGGCAGCAGCCAAUAGCAAGCCACGUUUAAUUGGUAGGGUGUGGCUGUCUGGUCCCAAGUCCCAGCUUUCAGAAGGUGAAGAGUCCAGGAUGGAUAAAGGCUGGCCGGCUGAGUGGAGCCGUGGCUCCGUGGGUAAGAGGAACAUGGUGGUAGCAGACGACGCAGCCUUCAGAGAGAAGAGCAAGCUGCUCACAGCCAUGGAGCGACAGAAGUGGCUCAACUCCUACAUGCAGAAACUGCUGGUUGUUAACACAAAAUGAUCAUUCACCUACAUUUUAAGCCAGUGUGCUUAUUUGUGUAAAAUUUUCAAUAAAACAGCCAUGUAUAUAUCAAGAAUAAACCAAUAAACCUGAAGUAUUUUAAACUGACCUCAGUAUGUAAAAUAUUUAAAUAGUCCCAAAGGUUAAGAUGUGUCAGUUGAUGUGUGUGUAUUCUGAAAGUUUCAGAUAUUAAAUAUAUUUACACAAUUCUGAUGAAUUUGUUGUUUUUCUACAAGUAUGUUGUAGUUAGGGCAAAUAAUUGUCUUCUUCUCAAACAAUAUUAGUUUGUCUGCAGCUAGAAAAGACCACAGUAGUACUUGGUGAUGGGAAACAUAGCGGGUUUGACCCUGGUUUUACCCAAUGUUGUCAGGGAACCAGCUGGACCAAAUCAAUGACAAUGUUGUCAUUUAGAACAAAGGAAGAUGUUAAAAUUUAAAUUUCAUGAGGAAAUUCAAGGUCCGGCAUUGCAUCAAUAUUUUACAUGACAGUGCACCAGGUGACACAUGUCCUGUGAUGCAGGCCCUUAAAAGACAUCUCAUUAAGGCACAACAAUUACCACACAACAAAAUGUAAUUCAACUCAGGGCAAAUCUAUAUUAACUACACCUGCACAUUGUAAUUUAUUUAUUUUCAUUUAGAAAUCACUGUCAUUUCAGAUUUUUUUUUGUAUUGCUGUAUCCUAACGGUGUUCCUUUGUAGCAAUUAUUAAAAUGAUUUAAUGAUAAUCGAUUUGAGUGGA
This is a messenger RNA of Gadus morhua (Atlantic cod), 4300 nucleotides long. It is a transcript of the gene pth2, whose product is annotated as parathyroid hormone 2. Gene Ontology annotation, cellular component: extracellular region. Gene Ontology annotation, biological process: neuropeptide signaling pathway. The record is from RefSeq and is a predicted model, not a curated record. The coding region runs from base 3059 to 3562 and encodes 167 amino acids. Lineage: Eukaryota; Metazoa; Chordata; Actinopteri; Gadiformes; Gadidae. The transcript has 3 exons.